AGAAUAUGAACUCAUUUGAUAUUUCAUCAUUUCAUCAGCCAUUUUAUGAUUGCGGUUUUGUAUAAAUGUAUAUUGCAAUGACAGUUGUCACUAUAUUGUGAAGCUGUAGGGCUGCUAACAUAUCAAAUUAGUAGUAGUCCUUUUUCUGUUUUUCAAAAAUAAUAAAAAUAAAUCAAACCUUUUUUAAAGAUCCGCAUUAGCAACAUGCUUACAUAAAUGCCGACAGACGUAUUAAUAAACCACAUUUUAUACACUUUGUAAAAAAGUCACAGAAUGACCUGUAAGUGGGAAAUAAAAGGGGGCAUAAAGUUAUUAAAAUAAUCACCUCCCUUCCCCCUGUUUUAAACUGAGUGGAAAUAUUUGCAACUAGAUUGAUCCUGUAUACGUCAAUAUUUACAUAAAGAAAAAAACUUCUUUUUUUUUUUCAAUAAUUUUCAACAGACUGAACAAACCACUUUGAGUCCAGUUGUUGUAGCGUAAGAAUAAUCUGAAUGAAGAAGCUAAGUAUGCACAAUAGUGACUCAGCGGAUCUGAACUGACCAGCUUCUCCUUUGGAUGAUGAGUCACCAACUUAUAACAGCAGUAUUGAAAAUGCACACUGUCUCUAAACUUGCUGAUUUGUCUGUCUCGCCUUCUGUUUGCAGUGCAGUUCUCGGUAGGAUGAUCAGUAAUCACGAAGAUGAUGUGAGUGACUUCCUACUUUCUCCUCCGCAGAGGAAAUCUUUACCACCAGUUCUCCUUUUGGUCAUUUAUGUGCAGGACAGCAGGAACCCUUCUUUAAAUAAAUGUCCAGAGGGGUGCCAGAGAACAAUAAGCAUUUUUUUAAGAGCAUUUGGGGAACUUUUUUUUUUUUUUUUUGUUGCAGGAGAGGCACAUGCUGUUCUUAGAUCUUUAUCUGUCACACAGAUAAAAACUUCGUUGCGGUUUUGUUCAAUUAUAAGUAUUAUAUCUUCUGUUUUUGUUUUGAAGGAGUUUGUUGCAGUGCGAGUCCAAGAUCCCCGCAUUCAGAACGAGGGUUCUUGGAAUUCAUACGUCGACUACAAAAUAUUCCUGCAUACCAACAGUAAAGCCUUCACGGCCAAGACGUCCUGCGUUCGGCGGCGCUACAGCGAGUUUGAGUGGCUCAGGAAGAAGCUGCAGAAGAAUGCAGGCUUGGUUCCAGUCCCGGAUCUUCCUGGAAAAUCCUUCUUCUCCUUCAACAAUGAGGACUUUCUGGAAAAGAGACGGCGAGGACUCCAAGUCUUCCUGGACAAAGUGGUGCACACCACCGUGUGUCUGUCGGACAGCCAGCUCCACCUCUUCCUGCAGACCCAGCUGCCGAUCGGUCACAUCCAGGACUGCGUUCAGGGACUGACGCCGUACUCCGUGACGGACGCCAUCCUCACCUACGCCUCGUCCAACCGGGGCCUGGCUCAGGCUCAGCAGGAGGACUCCAUCAGGGAGCCCGGUCUCACCGUCUCUUAUGAGUCCAUGGAAAGUCCGGCUCCUCACCUGCCUUCCCUGCAACUGAACGCAGCGCUCAACUCUAAACCAGUGGCCGGUGGAGAUCCAGACCCUCUGGAAGACAUAUUGGAGCUCUGUGAGCAGAAGCCAGAUGAAACGCAGCGCAGGGGAAACCCCUCGAUAAGGAUCUCCCAGAGGAGCGACCGGCUGGAGGCUGUUGUGGAGGAUGCCGGCUCCACGCACGCUUCCUUCUAUGUGGGGGAGAUCCUGGACGACUCGGGGAGCCUCAGCCCCUCAGAGCACAGCUGCGUGAUUCAGACUCCCGUGGAUGUGCACUCACCCAUGGAGGCGGGCUUUGAAGACAGCUGCGAAGGGGACGGCGUCUUCGAAGACAAAACCGAAGAAAGGAAAAACUCGGAGUCUGAAAUUAGUGCGGAUUCCGCGACGGACAAUAAUAACGUGGAAGUUGUGGAAAGCCUCUCCGAGACGCCUAACGGUCGCCUUUCAGAAAUCGAAACAGGCGGCAAACGAGGCGAUGAAUCAGAGGCGCCCCUUGAGUCAGAAGUUCAUGUGGAGAGUCGGAAUGUGAACGGCGAAUUAGAGGCCGAUCUCAGUGACUCACUCCGACAAAUCCACCAAGAGGACACUGAAAACGAGGACAGAGGCGAGAGCGACGAGGACAGAGGCGAGAGCGACGAGGACAGCCGCUCGCUGCUGUCUUCCAAUGAGAGCAUCAUCCGGUGCAGCGAGGAGGAGAGUCUGGGCGAGGAGAUGGACGACUCUGUGCAGGUGAAGUCAUCUCCGGACGAGGUCAAGGACCGGUCAGAGCUGCAGGGCUCCAGUGGGAACAUUUUGCACAUCAACAGAUUUAAGGAGAACAAAGCGGACGCUCAGGACUGGGAGGAUAAUGACCAGCAGUACACAACUGCAGAGCCUAAACCAGCUGCUUCUGACGGAGAUCUGACUGAAAACUGCGACUUUAGUAUCUUGGAGAACAGCUGUCAGUCUGGAGUAGAUGAAGGUGAAUUUGCAACACAGGAAGUUCCGGCCUUGAUACCUUUGGAGGGAUCAGAGGAGGCCGAGGAGGCGUAGGUACAUCAGUGGAGCUAAACUUACUCUAGGUGCUGCACCAUCACUGAGCCAGAACCAUGGGUCUUUAGUCUCUUCUGCCAAAGAAACAUUAACAAGGCACAAACAAAGAGAUAUUCUGUUACAUGAAACCUAAAUACACAGUGCCUUGCAAUAGGAUUUAUGCUCUUUAAACUUUUUCAUAUAUAUAUUUAUGUUUGCUGCAAACAGAAACUUCAGCAUAUUUCAUUGGGAUUAUGUUAUAGACCAGCACAAAAUAGCGUCACGUUUCACAAACACCUAAAAAGUGUUGUAUGCAUUUUUAUUCUGAACUUUAAUAGUCGUUUUAAAACUAUACAAUUUACAAUUAUGCACAACUUUGUGUUGGUCUACCACCUUAAAUUCCAAUAAAAUACAUUUAAGUUUGUAGUUGUGACAAAAGUACAAGGGGUAUGAAUACUUCUGUAAGGCAUAAAUCUUCUUCACAAUGUUUCAUCACAGUCAAGAUAGGGCAUAUUAAUAUAAGAUCAACAGAUUUAAGUUCUCUUCUCUUGUUGUUGCUGCAACUUUUAAAAAUAGCUGAUCAGAUAAAAAGAGCUAAAAAAACACGUUUUUCAUCAGUUUGAUCAAUCUGAUUCAUUUAUCUUGACCACCAGAGGGCACUAAAUGUACAGAGUUCACAAAAAGAUGCUGCUCAAUUCCUAUUAUUCGCCGUCAACAUCUGAAAUGAAUGAAGGAAAUACACUGGAAUAAUGAGAUAAAGUGUUUAAAAUAUGCUGGAUUGUUUUCCCAGAGCUUUUCUGCUGUUAGUGAUUUUUAUUUUGAAGUUCUACACAUGAAGGGGGCGUCGUUUUAAAUGGGUCUUUAUUUAGGUAUUUUUCAAAAACAACAAAGAUGUUAACCAAUAAAUAGACUUCACGUUCGUUGAACCGUCUGAAGAAGAGAACCUGUUCACGUUUGGCAGGAAUUGCUUAUUACGUUUGUUAUCAGGACCCAAAAAAAUUAUAAUUUAAACAUGGUUUUUGGAGAAAGAAAUAGAAAUAUUUGGAUUUUUUUUCCUUCCCUUAAUUAACCAAAAAAAAAAAAAACCCAGCUCCUCCUCACAUUUUAAAGCUGUAAAAUAUUUGCAGGGAGGCCAGAAAAAAAAGUCCUGGAUACUCUAACUUCAAAAAAGUAAAGUCCAGAAAAUUUGUAUUUUUAAAAAAACAUUUGGUGUCAUCCCAAUAACUCUGCCACAAGUAUUUUUUGUUAAAAACUAUUAAUGUAGUAAGAUUUAAUCCCCUCCUAAAUAAAUGCAGUCAAAUUAAAAAGGUUUAGGAGGUUGUUAGAGUGCAAUUUAUGCUGCGGAUCUUUUUCAGGGAUGCCGGUAAAUUUGUUUACGUCUGCAGCUCACCUGUGUUUACCCGAAUAGCCAUGUUCAGAUUACAUUUAAAAUCAUCUGCACUCCUCCAAUAACACUUAGGGGCACGUCACAUUUACUGGAUACUGGGCGUAAACGUGGGUUGCUGUAAUUUCCUCCCAGUUUUUUGUUUUUUUUUUAAUUUAAAAUGUUCAUAUAUGAUCCCUGAAUAUGUCAGUCUGAAGUCCAACUGCUCACAAACCUAUUGAUUUGAUCUGAGAUCUGUUUUCACACUACUUACUGCUUCUCAUUCCUGUGAUUUCUGCUGCAUUUUAAAGGGACCUGCAGGUGUUUUUUAUUUAAUUUGUUUUGAAGUAAAAUAAAAGUGAAUGUGGAUCUAAAAGGGUUAUUAACCACCGGAGUGACUUUAUUCAUGUACGAAUUCCAAGUUUAUUUCAAUAAAUAAGUUUCUUUCA
Molecule: messenger RNA, 4326 nt
Organism: Xiphophorus hellerii (green swordtail)
Lineage: Eukaryota; Metazoa; Chordata; Actinopteri; Cyprinodontiformes; Poeciliidae
Gene: snx11
Product: sorting nexin 11
Exons: 5
Coding region: 556-2535 (659 amino acids)
Biological process (GO): vesicle organization; intracellular protein transport
Cellular component (GO): endosome
Molecular function (GO): phosphatidylinositol phosphate binding
Source: RefSeq, a predicted model, not a curated record